AAAACCGGAAGUUUCGCCCGAAGACGUUAUUUCUUCUAUUUUAUCCCUUCUUUUUUUCUUGACCUUCUUCUACCAGGUGCAGCGUCCUUAAUAAUAAAAAAUAUAUAACAAGCGCCAGUGCGCAGAGCAGUGCAGCCAAACUUAGCCACUAACUGGGAAGGACGAGGCGCGAAAAAGCCAGUGGAGCGGCGCGCCGCGACGUCGUACUGUGCCUGUACGCCAGAGGCGUGCGCCGAGGCGUCUGGGUAGUGAGCUCUACUCCGCCUGUCAGCUGAAGGCUGUAAGGGCUGGAUCUGCGGCGCUGCUCCUCCCAGGAUGGCUGCCCUGGUAGUAAACAAGCCUGGAGCGGGACUAGACAGUGGCCGGCAGGGCAGCCGGGGGACGGCGGUGGUGAAGGUGCUGGAGUGUGGGGUUUGUGAAGAUGUCUUUUCUUUGCAAGGAGACAAAGUUCCUCGUCUUCUGCUUUGUGGCCACACAGUCUGUCAUGACUGCCUCACCCGCCUACCUCUUCAUGGAAGAGCCAUCCGUUGCCCCUUUGAUCGACAAGUGACAGACCUAGGAGAUUCAGGUGUCUGGGGAUUGAAAAAAAAUUUUGCUUUGUUGGAGCUUUUAGAACGGCUACAGAAUGGACAUAUUGGUCAGUAUGGAGCUGCAGAAGAAGCCAUUGGGAUAUCUGGAGAGAGCAUCAUUCGUUGUGAUGAAGAUGAAGCUCAUGUUGCAUCUGUAUAUUGCACUGUAUGUGCAACUCACUUGUGCUCAGAGUGUUCCCAAGUUACUCACUCCACAAAGACGUUAGCAAAGCACAAGCGUGUGCCUCUGGCUGAUAAACCUCAUGAGAAAACCAUGUGCUCUCAGCACCAGGUGCAUGCCAUUGAGUUUGUUUGCUUGGAAGAAGGUUGUCAAGCUAGUCCACUUAUGUGUUGUGUCUGCAAAGAAUAUGGAAAACACCAAGGUCACAAGCAUUCAGUAUUGGAACCAGAAGCAAAUCAGAUCCGAGCAUCAAUUUUAGACAUGGCUCACUGCAUACGGACCUUUACUGAGGAAAUCUCAGAUUAUUCAAGAAAAUUAGUUGGAAUUGUUCAGCACAUUGAAGGAGGAGAGCAAAUAGUGGAAGAUGGAAUUGGAAUGGCCCACACAGAACAUGUUCCAGGUACCGCGGAAAAUGCCCGGUCAUGUGUCCGAGCUUAUUUUUCUGAUCUGCAUGAAACUCUGUGUCGUCAAGAAGAGAUGGCUCUAAGUGUUGUUGAUGCCCAUGUUCGAGAAAAACUUAUUUGGCUCAGGCAGCAACAAGAAGAUAUGACUAUUCUGUUGUCCCAGGUUUCAACAGCCUGUCUUCAUUGUGAAAAGACUUUGCAGCAGGAUGAUUGUAGAGUUGUUUUGGCAAAACAAGAAAUUACGAGAUUACUAGAAACAUUGCAGAAACAACAGCAGCAGUUUACAGAAGUUGCAGACCACAUUCACCUGGAUGCCAGCAUCCCUGUCACCUUUACAAAGGACAAUAGAGUUCACAUUGGCCCAAAAAUGGAAAUUCGAGUUGUCACAUUAGGAUUAGAUGGUGCUGGAAAAACUACUAUUUUGUUUAAGUUAAAACAGGAUGAGUUCAUGCAGCCCAUUCCAACAAUUGGUUUUAAUGUGGAAACCGUAGAAUAUAAAAAUCUAAAAUUCACUAUUUGGGAUGUUGGUGGAAAACACAAAUUAAGACCAUUGUGGAAACAUUAUUACCUCAAUACUCAAGCUGUUGUAUUUGUUGUUGAUAGCAGUCAUAGAGACAGAGUUAGUGAAGCACACAGUGAACUUGCAAAGUUGUUAACGGAAAAAGAACUUCGAGAUGCUUUGCUCCUGAUUUUUGCUAACAAACAGGAUGUUGCUGGAGCACUUUCAGUAGAAGAAAUCACUGAACUUCUCAGUCUCCAUAAACUGUGCUGUGGCCGUAGUUGGUAUAUUCAGGGCUGUGAUGCUCGAAGUGGUAUGGGACUGUAUGAAGGGUUGGACUGGCUCUCACGGCAACUUGUGGCUGCUGGAGUAUUGGAUGUUGCUUGAUUUUAAAUGCAGCAGUUGUUUAAAGUUUUGUGGUUAAGAGUUAUUUUGCACAUAAUAUGUUGUAAGAAAUUCUGCAUCUCAAAGAUGGCAGUUAAUUUAGGGUGUUUAUAUAAAUAGAAUCUUGGAUUGAGAAUUUAGUACAAUAUUGCUUUUAAAAAAUUAUUCUGCAGGGAAAUUUAAAUAUCUGCGCAGAUUAAAAAAGUGGAUUAAAUAGGGAUUUCUUGAAUUUACAUUUUUUUUUAAAGUAAAUUUGUUAUUUAAGUUUUUCAGAUUUUAUGCAACCCAAAUAUUGGGACAGAAGUAGUCACACAGAAAGGGUAAGUGGAGGUUUAUUCUUUGAAUGAAAAAAGAAUAGCCAUUGAGUGCCUAAUGGCACCUCUCUUAGGCAGCAAAUGAAGCAUUGUUUCUUCUUUAACUUACCUUUUCACUGAAUUUUGGCAGUAUUUAGUAGCAAAAAUGGCAGUGGGUUAAAGAAAUAGAAUCCAAACCAUAUCUUUGGGUAAUAGGAUUCCUUUACUUUUAUGCUCAGUAUGAAAGAAUACCUUUAAUGCUAAGAACUAUAAGCUAUAUACUUAAAAAAUUAAUGUUUGAUAGAGUGUUUUAUUAAAACGUUCUUCUAAAGCAUUUUGUACAAAACAGUAAGACAGAAUGAAAUGUUAUUUAACUAGGCCUGAUUGAUCAUACUUGUCACAUUAGUACCAAAUCGAAGAACAUUAAUAAAAGUGUGAAAGUCAAUUUCUAGUUCACCUUCACUUAUGCAAGACCCAUUUCCAGGGGUGAACCUAGGUCAAAACUCUAAACAGGUGCCUCUAUUUUUCAACAUAUUUAAAGUACUUAGUAGUAUUUCUUUUAAAAAUAAUAUUGCAUUCUUAAUGGGACUAUAGGGAAAACGUAGUAAGUUACACAUAGAACCAGGGUCGGCUUUCCAUAAAACAAAGAGACCCAAAUAAAAAACUACCUUUAGGUUAUGGGAAGUUGUUUAGACAGCGUUAAAUGCUUAUUACAUUAAUUACUUGACCAUAUUUUGCCAAAAAUAAGUGCAUUUUUUUGACAAUAAGAUAUGAACAAAGCUCUCCUUAACAAGGCCUUGGAAAGUUAUUUAGGAGGAAUAAAAUGUCUAAGGAAAGGAAGAAAUGUUUGAAAAGUUUACAUCACGUUUAUUAUGCAGUGUUCUGAGUGUAAGUUUAAAAAUUUUGUGCUCUUUACUGUUUUUGAGUUUUUAAGGUUACUCCUUUAUUAUGGAAGCAUGAUUUAUUAUAUUUAAAAAUAGCUAAAUUGGGAUGCCAUGCUUUUUUUUACUAUUCUUCAUAUUUUAGGAUGAAGUUGAAUCUUAAAUCUUACUAAUUUAACUGUCUUAUUAAGGACAAAGACAUCUGAUGAAAAGAUGUGGCCUUUAGGUGGCAUUGUUUCAGUUCAGUCUUUUCAAACGUAUUUUUGUUUGUUUAAAAACAAAACUUUUAGCAAAGCAUUAAAAAACAGCCCAUCAGUGUUACGGGCAGUGUGUAAAUAUGUAAAUAUCUCAUCCUUCAUUUUUUCAAGUACAAGGUUAUGCUGUUGACAAGUGUCAUUUGUGUGCAUAAGUAAUACUUCUGAGUUAAAUUAUUUAAUAUUUGACUGAUUUCAAUAACUGUGAAAAAUAAAAAAGUUGUUGCAUUUGCCUGUGAGCCCUUGGACUGUUUUCUCUACUAGGUGAUUGGAAAAAAGUGUAACACUAGCAUAUGAACUUGGCUUUCUUGUAAAUUAUUAAGUUUAUUUUGCACAUUUUGCUUAACUUUGUAAUUCAUUAGUAUAUUGAAUACAAGUUAAAUAAUGUGUUUAAACCUGUGCUUGAAUUUGAUUGUACAGUGUAUAACAAUAGCGCUUGUGUGAUUUUUUUUUUAAUAUUUUUUUCAGAUUCCUAUUACUAUUUGUGGUUGUAUUCUUUUACUAAUCAUUACUUACGAAUGUGCUAGUUUCCCUGGGGAAGUACCAAAUUUAAGAACAAGAGGUUUUAAAUACAAUCUAAUAAAAUUUGCCUCUUAGCUCUGAAAUUCUGUAUUAAGCCUAAAGUUUAUUAAUACAGUUUAUGUAGAGCAAGUCUGACAAGUGGUUAGCCCUGGGCUAUAGUUCAGGAAUGCUUUAUAGCUAGCAGAAGCCAUUAUUUGCAUGACAUAAAUAUAUGAUCGGUGUAAAACUAAAAAAAGACCCGUUGCCAUCGAGUUGAUUCUGACUCACAGGGACCCUGUAGGAGAAUAGAACUGCCCCGUAAGGUUUCCAAGGAGUGGCCGGUGGUUUCGAACAGACCUUUUGGUCAGCAGCCAAACACUUAACUACUGCGCCACCAAAAAAACCCCUUUGCUGCCAAGUUGAUUCCACUUCAUAGCAACCCUAGCAGUAGAAUGUUAAGAUCAUUUUAAAGGCCUAUCAUUAUUAUGGAAACUUUGGUGCUGCAGUGGUUAAGUGCUAUGGCUGCUAACCAAAGGGUCGGCAGUUCAAAUCUGCCAGGUGCUCCUUGGAAACUAUGGGGCAGUUCUACUCUAUCCUAUAGGGUCGCUAUGAGUCGGAAUCGACCCGAGGGCACUGAGUUUUUACUGGGUUAUCAUUAUUAUAAGAAAUUUUGUUUCUUGAACCAUAUAUCCAGUAUUAUUGCUAGUAGCCAGUUUAAGUCAUAUUCAUACUGUGGUUAAGGGAACAAUAAAAUAAAAUGGAGGGGAUUGACUUUCAUGUCAAUUUAAGAUGUAGUUUGAUAAAGCAAAGAUUUGGAAAUAACCUAUUCUGAUUUGCAAUUUAGGUCACAUUUAAAUGAGUGCAACUAUAGUGUUUGGGGAACUAACAUUUUCUUCAUUGAAUCGAGUGAAACUACUGCUUUUAAAUUUUUUAACUUUAUUUCAUGAGAACAUCGCAUUUUAGACGACUGGUUUAGAAAAUGACUUUGAAAACUUAGUUGUAGCUUAUGAACUAAUAUUGCUAAGAGAAAGGUUUUUUAUGUAACCUUGGGCUAUUUCUCAAUUUGCAAAGUGGUAACAGUUGUGCUCUUUUAAAAAAAAAAAUGAAAAGGGUUAAUAAAUAUCAGAUUGUACGUUGCUAAUAAUUUUAAACAUGCUUUAAAAGACAUCUGUCAAUAAGUGUUUUUUAGGUCUCAUGAUUCUGUUAAAUUUUUGACAUGCAAUGGAAAAGUUCAUGAAUGAAAUGUGAUUUUCACUCAAAGCAAAAAUAUAACCUUAAUUUUGGGGGACUAUUUUUUUUUUUAAGGUAUCACUACCACCUGGUGGCAGCAUUGCCCAAAAUUUAUGAUUAAGCUUUUAGGCACGAAUAAAUUGCUAGGUAAAAAAAGUAGGUAAGUCUAAACGCCUAAAAUUAAGAAGUGAAAUGUCAUAGUGAAAUGUCUUUUUAUGUCCAACUUUGUUCUACUUUUAAAAAGGAACGUAUUAGUUUAAAAUAGUGUAAAUUGGCAUAUUUUCCCGUUUACAAGAAUUUGUGGUAUAAAAUGAAUAAAGGAAAUGAUCCUGCACAUCAGUAGAAGGAAAAGCGUAAGCUUAGAUUUAAAGCAUAAGAAUGUGAAUUCUGUAAGUAGGUCUGCUGAACAUGUUAGUAAGUUUCUUGAAGAGUGUGUCUGGAAACUAGCAGUUGUUUUUAAUAGUUAAGAAGUAGUUACGAAGUUUAAGAGCAAAUGAAGAAAUGAAAUCAAUACAAGACUUAGAAGUCAGUGUUUUAUAGCUCGUUUCUAUUAAAUCUCUCAUUAUUAGAUGCUGUUAUGGAUUGAAUUAUGUUCCCCAAAAACGUGUUGACAAAGAAUGGGCUCAAACAUAGCAACAGUUCUGAGGAUAGUGAGGUACCAGGCAGUGUUUUGUUCUGUUGUACAUAGGGUCACUGUGAGUCAGAACUGACUUGAAGGUAUCUAACAACAAUAAAUCUUAACUUCUAUGUGCUUGGUUUUAAUACCAUUUGGGAAUGAGCUGUCUUUGUUACGUUAAUGGACGGCAUUAGCGUACGGUGUGUCCUAAAUCAAUCUCUUUUGAGAUACAAAAAAGAUUAAGCAACCAAGAAGCAGAGAUGGGGGAAGAGAGAUGCCAAGCCACAUGAAGACUGCCUAGGAGCAGAAGCUCAAAAGACAAGGACAUUCCUCCAGAGCAGAAAGGGAGAGAACGCCUUUCUGUAGAGCCAGUGCCCUGAAUUCAGACUUCUAGCCUCCUAUACUGUGCGAAAAUGAAUUUGUUUGUUUAAAGCCACCCUCACGUGGUAUUUCAGUUAUAGCAGCACUGGAUAAGACAGAUGCUAUAAUUUUUACUCAAUGUAUAUGUUCUUGAAGGUGUAUUAUAUCAUGGGAUAUUGACUAACGUAAGAAAAAACAUGCUGUACUUUGAGGACAGAAAACAAUUGUUUAGCUAUAAUGGAAAAAGAACAUGAAAAUAGUAAAUGAACUUACAUACAAAACCAAUGACUCAGGUAUUCAUUUUAUUCUGAUUCUCAUAUUUUAAAGAAUAUUUUAUAAUAAUUGAGGAAUUUAACACUUUUGACCAAAGGGGACUUCCUGUUUACUCACUGAAACUUUACUUACAGCUGCUUGCUACUUAACAAUGCUGAAAAGAAAGACAAAACUAAUUGGCAUGAAAUACAAACCUUAUCAAAGAAAAGAAAUGGUAUAUGCUAUCAGAUACUAGGACCUUUUUUUCAUGGAUCUAAGGAAACACACCGUAAGAGCAGAAUAUCUGGCAGAUUUUUAAAAAGUUAAGGAAACAAAUCUAUACCAGUAUGGUUAACAUGGUUUUGAGUCUCAUUAGAAAUUAUCUAUAAGGAGUGCUUUUUGCCUACGUUUAGUCCAUUUCAAUUUAUCACCUCUGUAUGAGAAAUAAUUGUAUGAAAAAAUCAAAGGCAGAGUUUUUAAAAAAUGUCCUUUAAUGAAAAAUAUAAAAGUACAAUAUUGCAUCCCUAAAACGUGAUUUGUAUGUUUAGCAAGUCUUAGAGCUUCUCAGUGUAAAACAGUUCUAUGUUUAAUAUAUGUAUAUUUUAAUUUGCAAAUAUAAUGAAGCAUAUCUUAUUUUACUUGAUGGUAAUAUUUAUGAUGCUGACAUCCUCAUAGGGUUUAUCUGUUUUGGGAUUGACUUUGACGUUGGAGAUCCUUUGUACAACUUCCAUUCCUUUAGUCACUCGUCCAAACACUGUGUGCUUAUUAUCAAGCCAAGGCUGUGUUGGAGGACAAAUGGAAAAUCUUUGUAAACCUACAUUUCUUAAAUCACACCCUCUGGGUGAGCAAAUUAAAGAAAUUUUAAAUGUACGCUUCAUUUUAGUAUACAAUUAAAAAAGAAGUACAGUAAUUUCACUUAGCAGCUCUUAAAAUCAAUUUCCAUGUUUAAAUGAAAAAAAUAUGAAAGUAUAGUAUAAUAACAUUUCAUAAAAAUCUGGAUCCUGCAGACCAAAGGAAGCUAGAAGAAGUUUGCUAAAGGCAAGUUACUUUGCAUGGCUUAAAAUGUUAUAGCUCAGGCUUUAAAAGUUCUCUGCAGAAACCCUACCUGAACAACUAAGAGGCAGUAUGGAGUAGUUUAAUAAGCAAUGUGUGCUUUGGUGUUAGAUGGGAAUUCAAAUACUGGCUCUGCUACUUGGCUUUUUGGAAAUUAAAUAUGUCCCACUGUUUCCUCCUUGGGCUUCAAACUGGUUCAUUCAGGUUUGAACCCCUGCUGAGAAUCUGCAUUUCUAACAAGUUCCCAGGAGCUACUAAUGCUGCUGGUAGGGACCAAUUCUGAGAACCACUAGUAGAACACUGGUUUUCAAAAUCUAUUAUACAUAAGAAUCACCUCAGGGAUCUUGUGAAAAUGUAGAUUCUGAUUCAGUAUAUCUGGGGGUGGAAAUGCUAAUUCUCAAGAGGGGUUUGAACCAUAAUGAACUGGCUGGAAGCCUUGGUUUCCUCAUCUGUUAUUUAAAACUGAUCUCACUAUACCCAGUUUUAAAUAACAGAUGAGGAUUUAAAAUUGGGUAUUAACAAUAGCAGGAAACCCUGGUGGCGUAGUGGUUAAGAGCUAUGGUUGGUAAUCAAAAGGUCAGCAGUUCAAAUCUACCAGGCAUUCCUUGGAAACCCUGUAGAACAGUUCUUCUCUGUCCUGUAGGGUUGCUAAGAGUCAGGAACAACUUGAUGGCAACAGGUAUAGUGAUACCAAAGUAUUGUGAAUAUUAAAUGAGACUAUGUACCUGACCUGGCAUGUGUUAGUUAUAAACCUCUCUCCUUUCUUCAGUGUUUGGUGCUUAAUUUAAAAAAAUAAUGUAAUUUUUAUCAUUUUGUGAAACUGCAUAGCAGUAGAGCUAGAUGAUUUUAUACAGUAUUUCCUGAAAUCUAAAAUGCCAUUGAUUGUGAAAUGUUCUGAUUUCAGAGAUGCAAAAAUGUGGAAAAAAAGUUUUGAAAUCAGGAAUUCAUAUACUCUAAUCUGUGCAUUCUGAAGAGGGGACAGCAGGUCCAGAGAUGUGAAAUAAUUUGUUUCAUAUUGAACAAUCAAUAGUGGCAGAGUUGAAACUUAAGUAUCGUGAAUCACAUAGUCCACUGUACUCCCUAGUACCUGAAAGUAUUGUUUUGCCAAGUAAAAACGGAUUUGUUAGGUAAUUCUAUAUUUUUUCUCUCUAAAUUGUUUUCAUUUUUAUAUCCUAGCAUAUAUAAAUAAUGGCAGAGAAUAAUGCAGCUCUCUUUCACUAAAUUCACUCUCUUAGAUCAUAGCCUGUGGAUCUCUGGCUUAUAGUGUUGCUGUACUUACCGUUGGUACUACUGUUAUAAAAAACUGGGAUCCAUUAGUAUUUGAUCCAGCAUUGGCCAUGCUGAGUGUAUAUGGUCUGUCAUGCCGUAAUGUUGAAUGAAAUUCAUCUUCAAACUCUCCUCCCCAUAUGCUUUCUCCUCCCAUACCAGUACCUGUUGGAUCUCCAGUCUGAAUCAUGAAGCCCUUAACAGAAAAAAAGAAAAAGCAUAUUACACUGUGCUUUUCUAUAUAUGUAUACUUUGGAGUUUUAUGUAUUUCUUCCGAUAGUACUUUGUAUUCAGUGAAAUCUUAACUUCCUUAACACUCUAUAAAGUUACUUGAUUGAGCCCUUAAAAACCAAAAAACCAAACCCAUUGCCAUCAAGUCGAUUCCCACUCAUAGUGAUGCUAUAGGACACUAUGAGUGGAGCGCCUGGUGGGUUUGAACGGCCGACCUUUUGCUUAGCAGCUGUAGCACUUAACCACUAAGCCACCACCAGGGUUUCCAUUAAACCUUUAAUAAGUUUAACUUGGAUGAUGCAUUCCAUUGCUGAACCAAUACCUUAUUCUCAAUAAUCAAAUAUGCAAAGGUCUGCAAAUGUAUAUAUGUAUAUAUGCAAAAGACAUAUAAUGUCUUUCUCAAUAAUUAAUACCAGUUAAUUCUAUAAACAAGUCAUAAGAUACUAUAUAGUAUUUUGUGUCUUACAUAAUGUGCAAGAAAAUAAGGUUUUAAGGUAUCUACAUUUUUUACUUAGAAUUAAUGGGUUCUUGUCAGAAUCAACUCGACAGCAAUAGGUUUGAUGUUUUGGUUUUUUGUUUUCUUUUGGAGCCCUUGGUGGCACAGUGGUUAAGAGCUCGGAUGCAAAUUAAGAGGUUGGCCGUUCAAAUCCACCAGCUGCUCCUUGGAAACUCUAUGGGGCAGUUCUACUCUGUCCUAUAGGUUCGCUAUGAGUUGGAAUUGACUCAACAUCAAGGGGUUUGGUUUUGCCUUCUAUUUGUCCUUCAUAUAACCGUUCAUCACAUUCAUAUGCCUGUUCCUUCCCACCAAUUGAGUUCCUUGAGGGAAGAAACUAUUUUAUUCACACAAUCUGCUAUAAUAAAGGAAUUUAAUCUGUUUGCUGAAUGGAAGUAUUCAUCUUUCACAACUGGAAGAAAAAUGCAUUGGCCCUUCCGAUAAUGCCAUUUCUCCUACUAUAAUUUCAUCAGUCCUCUACAGAAUGUCCCAUUAUCUCUUGCUCUCUGCCCACUAAAGUUUAGACCAUUAAUUCUGUCACAGUUACCUUCUUUUACCCCACUCUCCUCCCUCUCCCCCAGCCACCCUGGAUUUCAUGAGCCUCUUUGCUAAUUUCUUUAGAACCCUGAACUCUGACUUCUCCUCCUGCCAUUUCUGACCUGCCAAUCAUCAAGAGCUAUGUCACUACCCCAUCUAAUUUAUGGAAUGAUAAUCAACAGAUCCCAGGGCUGAGGCUCACUCUGCUCUUUAGGUACAAUAGUGGCUCUUACAGAAUGGGUGCCUCUCUUAUUAUUUAAAAUCUUAUAUUCUAGAUUUAGACUUAGCCAGCCACUAGGAACAAGUUACCUUGGCUAUUGGUUUUAUCUCG
Messenger RNA from Loxodonta africana (African savanna elephant), 10335 nucleotides. It is a transcript of the gene TRIM23, whose product is annotated as tripartite motif containing 23. NCBI's taxonomy places the organism in Eukaryota, Metazoa, Chordata, Mammalia, Proboscidea, Elephantidae. The coding region runs from base 316 to 2040 and encodes 574 amino acids. The record is from RefSeq and is a predicted model, not a curated record. Gene Ontology annotation, cellular component: lysosomal membrane; plasma membrane; cytoplasm. Gene Ontology annotation, molecular function: zinc ion binding; GTP binding; GTPase activity. The transcript has 11 exons. Gene Ontology annotation, biological process: vesicle-mediated transport; intracellular protein transport.